CGCAAACUCUUGCCGCUGAAUGAAUGACGCGCAUACAUAUGGCACCAACAAUUUAUAAACGAUACAAGUGUGGAUAAAGCUGUGAAUAUAUCAGCUGUAUGCUGUUCAAAGGAAAAAAUGACGAAAAUGAAAUUCAAACUCUUUCGCUCGACAUUCUUGCUAUCAUUUGGAAUGCUCAUUUGCCUAACAACCGGAGAACUUGAAUUUUAUCAAGAUGCUGUACCAAAGUUGCCACAAAAUAUCAAAGACAUCACGUUAGAGGAUAUAGCGAGAUACUUUGAUACUCCUAAUCAUCAACGUAGAAUUCAUUUGCCUUCACAUUUGAAUCAAAGAUCUCAACGAGAUCAUCAAUUGGAUUAUUUGCUUCAUAAGCGAAGAAAUUUUGAAACUCGAGAAGUACCAAAUUUGAUUGAUUUAUUGCAGAAGCAAAAUUUAAAUCCCUUAGACUACAUUCAGCAAAUUCAUCGCAAUGAUUUAUCGCCCGUCAGAUAUAUUCCGAGCCUAGAUCGUUAUCCCGAGUACGAUCCUUUCAAGAAAUCAAUAUUUGAAAAAGAAAUGGAAGAACGAUUAAUUGAUUAUCAAGGGAAAUUGGCAAAAAUGCACGAGGGACAAGAAUCAGAUGAAAUAAGAGAGCAAUAUGAAAAUAUGCCUGAAUUCACCUAUGCCUUUGGCGAACCAAAUUUGAGUGAUGAUCAUCCAUUUGCAGUUGGACCAAAUGAUCCUCGCUACUAUCAAGAAACGCCUUUCUCGCUUUUCACUGAUGAUGACGAAGAUAAUAAAAGUGAACACCAAAAUUUUCAAAUAAUUCAAGAACCAAAGAAAGUGAUAGUAAAAGUGAAGGAAAAACAAAUUCCCCAUGAUGACGACAAUGAAAAUAAUGAUAAUAUUAAUUUAAUUGAUUUACCAGAACCGCAUAGAAGAGCCGAUAAUAAUCCUUUGAUUUUAUCUGUUGAAAAAGCAAAUAAUGAUGAUAUUUAUUUUAUUGCUGUUGUUGCUGGUUGCAGUGCAGCUGCAAUGUUUGCUGUGGUUUUAAUCAGUUUAACAUGGUGCAGACUUCAACGAGUUGCAAAAGCAGCAGCUGAUAUUGAAUAUCCAGCUUAUGGUGUAACAGGUCCAAAUAAGGAUGUAUCACCAUCGGGUGAUCAAAGAUUAGCGCAGUCUGCCCAAAUGUAUCAUUUUCAGCAUCAGAAGCAACAGAUAAUUGCAAUGGAAAAUCGAGCAUCGGCAAAUCGAGAUCCAGGUUCUGUUUCCGAGGCAGAGAGUGAUGAAGAAAAUGAAGAAGGAGAUUAUACAGUUUACGAAUGUCCCGGUCUGGCACCAACUGGCGAGAUGGAAGUGAAAAAUCCACUCUUUCACGACGAUCCAACACCGGCAACGCCUGCGACGCCAGCCCAAGCAAAAAAAGAAGAGGACCAGUAACUUCCAUGUAUGUUUUUAGAUCAUGAUCUAAAUCCCAUCCUGGUGUUUAGCUCACUUUUACUUGUCAUAUCGAAGAUCUUUAUCCUUAUACUGAAUAUUUACAAUUUUACCAUUUAUAUGAAAUACAACGUAUAUUAUCGUAAACAUAAAAAUUACAAAGAUGACAACGAUAUUUUUCAAUGAAAAUAUCGUUGUUCUAUUUUGUCAGACUGAUGACGAAAAAAAAAAAAAUUCACAAUUUUUUAUCAUCAAUAUACAAUUACACCUACACAAUUUUUGCCGUUUAAAAAAAAAAAAAUAACACUAAAAAAACUGAAUUUUAAUUCUUUAUACAUAACGCAGUUUGUAUUGCAUAUGAAAGUAAAAGAUUGUAGAAUAUUAAGUUUUAAAUUUGUUAAAUCAAAAAAGAAAAAUAAUCAAGAAAAAAAGAAAAAAAAAAAAAGCUGUGUGAAAUUGAUUUGUAAAUGUCAGUUGAUUGAUGUGUUAACGUACGAUAAUAUUGAUUUCAAGCAAAUCCUGCCUCGAAAUUGUACCUCAAAAACACGCAAAUUUUACUAAGAGGCCUAUCACAGAACUUAGAGAAAAAAAAAAUUAACACACCUAUAGAUGAGCUUUAGCAAAAAAAAAAAAAAAAAAAAAGUUGACACCCAAUGUCCAUUUAUGACGUCAACAUUAUUUCAAAUGUACAAUUUUUUCUCUCUAUAAUCUUCAUAAAAAUUUUACGUUAUUAUAAUUCAAAAUACAUAUUUUAAGACACACACACACAUUCCAAAGAGGGUUGAGAUAAUAGUCCGUAAAAGUGCCAAAGAGUCGAUGAAUUGACUGUUCAACGAUUAGUCGUUUCCUCCGCUUAUCUCAGUUUUAUUUUUAUUAUUUCAUUCUCAUAAUAGAGGAGGUAUUAAUUUAUAUUUACUUUCUCAUAAUGUAUUAUAAAAAAAAAAAAGUAUAUUAAUAAUUAAUUUACAAGAAAUUAAUUAGAAAAUGCAAAAACCAAAAAAAAAUUAGAAUCUGUAAAUAACUUUGGUAUUUGAAUUUUCUGAUUUUGAAAACAUUUUUUUUUUUUAUGUAAAUGAAAAAAAAAAUGUAUCUCAAGUUUAAAAAAUAAUUUUAUGACAUAGAAUUUUAUUUUGCGAUGUUCUCUUAGCUUUUAAGUGUUACGCUUAUUAUUCACAGACUUUUUUAAAAGUGUUUCGAAUAUUUUUAUCGUUCAAAAUAAUAAUUUUACGAUAUAAAUUUCGAAAGUUUAUUUUUUAUUAAAUCUAUUUUCUAUUUGCUAGUCUAAUUAAAAAAUAAGAAAAAGAGUUGCCUAGAUCGAGGGCGCUGGUCGUUAGCUCGGUCAAGCCAGUGCGAAAGAUAAUUAAAGGAUUGUAAAAAAAAAAAAGAUUCCUUUUAACAAAAACCUAACUCAAGUCAAUGCAAAAAAAAAAUCUAAAUAUUCUCGGUUUUUUUGAUUUUCACUAUAUAUUUAUAAAUGCGUGUAAAACAAAUUACAAUCUUCAAAGAGAUUGAUGUAAUUUUUACAUUCUCAUUAUCAGAGAAAAUUUAUUUCUAACAAAAGCAAUUUAUCUUGUUAUUAAUCAGAAAAAAAAUUUUGAUUCAUCAAGGAAAGUUUAUUUUAAAAAUUUUAUUCUUAAAAAUUGUAUUUUUUAUUAUUAUUCUAUUUUUUAAAAAUGGAAAAUGAACAAAAAAUUAAUCUACAAAAAGAAAAUUGUAAUUUUUAGGAGAGAGAUUUACAUAGGUUUGAUUUUUCCUUUAUGACACGGCUUAAAUUAACACAACAGAUUUUUUAAGAUAUUUAAAAAAAAAUAAUAUUCCUGUCUUUAAAAAAAAAAGGAAUGAGAAAGUCAGAAUAGUUUUACAGUGCACUUUGCGGACCAUGAAUUGUAUACACGAAACGUAACAUUAAGUUAGUAUUGCUAAAAAAAAUGUGUUAAGCAAAAUAAUAAUUGUGAAAUCAAUUUCUGACUUAUGGAGAAAACAAGAAAAAAAAAGAGCAUUGAAUCUUCCGUGGCUGGCUGAAUUACUUUUUUAAGUGAAAAAUAAUCUAUGCGUCUUUACAUACUUCGAUAGAAGAUAUUUUAUGAAUGAAAAAAAAGUCUAUAUAGAAAGAUAUAUAUAUAAAUAAAUAUAUAUAUAUAUAUAUUAUAUGUAUUGUCCUAAAAUAAAAAGAGUAGAAUUAUUGCAAAUAAAAUACAAUAAAAGUUU
Leptopilina boulardi is the source of this 3624-nucleotide messenger RNA. RefSeq lists its product as uncharacterized. Bases 118 to 1419 code for a protein of 433 amino acids. The record is from RefSeq and is a predicted model, not a curated record. NCBI's taxonomy places the organism in Eukaryota, Metazoa, Arthropoda, Insecta, Hymenoptera, Figitidae. The transcript has 8 exons. Gene Ontology annotation, cellular component: membrane.